Argiope bruennichi is the source of this 998-nucleotide messenger RNA. RefSeq names its product N-acylneuraminate-9-phosphatase-like. Bases 40 to 921 code for a protein of 293 amino acids. Lineage: Eukaryota; Metazoa; Arthropoda; Arachnida; Araneae; Araneidae. The record is from RefSeq and is a predicted model, not a curated record. The transcript has 2 exons.
AAAGAAAAUAAAAGAAAAAACAGAAUAAAUCUGUUUCGGAUGAAUGAACGAAUUCGUCUGACACAACUUAGCGUGACCAGCCAGCACUACGCAGCUGCGAGGAAACUUUCCGCUAUGGGCGGAAAUAAAUUUCAAGAUGUAACAACCAUUCUUUUCGAUUUGGACAAUACGCUUAUAAACACUAAAGGUGCAGAUCAAGUAGCUUGUGAGCAGGUUUCACAGUACCUACAAAGUGUCGGAGUUCGCCGUUCCACCGCGCAGGAUGUAGCUGGGAAGUUCUAUCAUUUUGUCCGCGACACUCCGCAGAACCCUGGCGACGAAGAUGGCGACGUGGAUGCUUGGCGUCUUCUCUUAUGGAAACAGGCCCUGGGACCCGGGCUGGCGACCCGGGCUAUGGACUGUUACUCACGCUGGCGCGAGGUCCGAGCUUGUCACUUGCGCCUGUCUCCCGAAAUCCACGAUUUCCUUCUGCAGUUGAGGCAGCACUAUAAAUUGGGCGUGGUCACUAACGGUCCCUCCUCCAGUCAAUGGGAGAAAAUUCGUCGAGUUCCUUCCAAUCUUUUCGAUGCCAUUGUCGUCUCAGGAGAUAUUCACCAAAAGAAACCAUGCCCCGCCAUCUUCGAAGAGGCAUUCCGACGCCUGGACUCCGCUGCGGAGGAGUGUGCUAUGAUAGGAGACCGACUAGAUACAGACAUUGCAGGAGCGCAGAAUGCCAACUGCGGCGUCACCGUACUACUGUGUCCUGAUGGCACUUUCUGUAGAGAGGAGGAUGGACCUCAACCCGACUAUGUCAUUUCUCACCUCAGGGAGUUGCUGGAUCUGUUACCAGACAGGAAAGGGUUUUCAUUCCUUUGUCAGAACAGGACUCUAAACGUGUUUCACAGCUUGAGGGAAGAUGUCCCAGCCUGGAACAUCAGCUGAAGGACAUGUGAAUUUAGGGCCUCCAUGAUAGAGGACAAUGGCUUUGCUAUAGUGUAGAAAUAAAAAACAGGAUAAGA